Messenger RNA from Trifolium medium, 291 nucleotides. Lineage: Eukaryota; Viridiplantae; Streptophyta; Magnoliopsida; Fabales; Fabaceae. The record is from the annotation of a GenBank genome assembly.
AUGAAAGAUGUGGUAAAGAAAGAGGUUCAGAAGUUACUUGAAGCCGGUAUGAUAUAUCCUAUAUCUGACAGUGCAUGGGUGAGUCCGAUACAUGUAGUCCCGAAGAAGGGAGGAAAGACAGUUAUCAGGAAUGAAAAGAACGAGUUGAUUCCAACUCGUACAGUUACUGGGUGGCUCAUGUGCAUCGACUACAAGAGGUUGAAUCAAGCAACAAGGAAGGAUCACUUCCCUUUACCUUAUAUGGAUCAGAUGUUAGAGAGGCUGGCUGGUCAAGCCUUUUAUUGCUUCCUA